Messenger RNA from Trematomus bernacchii (emerald rockcod), 982 nucleotides. RefSeq names its product apoptosis regulator BAX-like. The record is from RefSeq and is a predicted model, not a curated record. Gene Ontology annotation, molecular function: protein heterodimerization activity; protein homodimerization activity; channel activity. Gene Ontology annotation, biological process: release of cytochrome c from mitochondria; mitochondrial fusion; positive regulation of apoptotic process. Lineage: Eukaryota; Metazoa; Chordata; Actinopteri; Perciformes; Nototheniidae. Bases 299 to 949 code for a protein of 216 amino acids. The transcript has 6 exons. Gene Ontology annotation, cellular component: mitochondrial outer membrane.
ACAUGUGAAUGAUUUGUAUGGCAAAGUAAGGUUUGGAAACGAUAUCAUUAGUGCGGAUGCUGUGCAACAGCAUCGAGACUACAACCUGUUUUCGGUUUCAUUUAUUUCCUCUGCUGUACCUGCUCGCUCUGUCUGGUUUCUCUCCUCGGGCGGGACUGACAGAACUUCUCUUUCUGUUGUUUACUUAUGUGAGGAUAGUUGUUCGUAUUUGAUCCAAACAGUGUUUCAUUCGGGGAUUUUGAUCAAACACCACGUAGGUUUUUAAAGGACGGUUUAUCUGGCUGUGGAGGGAACGAGAAUGGCUUGCGAAGGAGACGAUGAGAGGAUCGGGGAAGCCCUGAUCAGAGAGGUCAUAAAUGCGGAGCUGAAAGCCCUCCCCUCACAGGACGUUCCUCCUCUGACUACACCCACUGCAGAGGUGGAGAAUGAGCUGCAGCAGAAGGUGGUGGACGAGCUGGCCAAAAUCACCAUCACCAUCGGGGACCAUCUGUACAAUAAGAAGCUCCAAGAUUCUAUCGACGCGGUGGCUCGUUCCUCUGGCUCUAAGUGGGACAUGUUUAAGAAGGUGGUAGUAAAAGUAUUUAAGGAUGGGAUCACCUGGGAGAAAAUAAUUAUGCUCUGCUACAUCGCCGGCAAGCUGGCUGUGAAGGUGGUUUGCCUGUUAGCUGACGAUCAGAAUGGAUUUUCACAGAUGGUGGUGACUCAUCUCCCCGAGUCACUGAUGGAGAUCCAGAGAUGGACUGUGGAUUUUUUCAAAAACAAUCUACUGGUCUGGAUUCAGGAACAUGGAGGAUGGAUCAACAGCUUCUCUGAGCUGGCCCAGUCGUCCAUGCAGAGAGUGUCCACGAUGAGCACUCACACCUACCGCCUCGUCGGCAUCGGCAUCCUCAUCUUCAUCGCCGGCCUGGCUAUAGGACGCAACUUCCCCGGGAGACUAAGCAGAAACUGACACGCACACACGCGCACACGCGCACACGCGCGC